Molecule: messenger RNA, 1806 nt
Organism: Mauremys reevesii (Reeves's turtle)
Lineage: Eukaryota; Metazoa; Chordata; Testudines; Geoemydidae
Product: programmed cell death protein 4-like
Exons: 11
Coding region: 125-1483 (452 amino acids)
Biological process (GO): negative regulation of DNA-templated transcription
Cellular component (GO): cytosol; nucleus
Source: RefSeq, a predicted model, not a curated record
UUGGAGUCCCCGCCCCCCGAGUGCGUCACUUCCGCAAGGGGCGGGCGCGCGGAGCAGCGAGGCGCAGCGGAGCUUCGGGGUCGGGGUCGGGAUCGCGCCCGGCUCGGAGCUGCCGCCUGCGGCCAUGUCGGGUUCGGUCAGCCCCGCCCUGGCCACGGGCCAGGCCGGCUCAGAGGAGGAGGCUCUGGAGGAGGAGCUGAUGGAUGGCGACGGGUCCCGCCCCUGGACCCCGCAGGAGAAGGCCCUGCACGAAGCCCGGCUCAAGGCCAAGGCCAAGCGGCGCCUGCGGCGAACCUCGUCCCGGGACUCCACCCGGGAGCCGGCCCCCGAGGGGGGGGAGCCCAGCCCCGAGCCCGGCAGCCCCAAGGGCAAGAGCAACGACAGGAAGUCGCGCAUGGGCAAGGGCCGUGGGCUCCCCAAGAAAGGUGGCGCUGGGGGCAAGGGCGUGUGGGGUGCACCUGGCCUGGUGUACGGGUACCAGGAGCCCGACGCGCGGGACCCCAACUACGACGAGUCAUCUCAGGGCGACACGGUCUAUGCCACAGUGGCGCCGGAGCUGGAGGAGGGGGAGCUGGAGAAGAAUGUGCACCCCAUGGUGCUGGAGUACUUUGAGCACGGGGACACCCUCGAGGUGAUGGAGCUGCUGAGGGAGCUGAACCUGGGCAGCAGGAAGCAUGCCGUCCCCUCGCUGGCUGUGGCGUUGGCGCUGGAGGGCAAGGCCAGCCACCGGGAGCUGACCUCCCGCCUGCUCUCGGACCUCGUGGGCAAGGUCAUGACCUCGGAGGACAUCGCCAGGGCCUUCGACAAGAUGCUCAAGGACCUGCCUGACCUCAUCCUGGACACUCCUGAGGCUCCGCAGAUGCUGGGCCAGUUCAUUGCCCGGGCCGUGGCUGACCAUGCCCUGCCCCUGGACUUCCUGGACCGCUACAAGGGGCGCGUGGACUGUGAGCACGCCAGGGCUGCCCUGGACCGCGCCGCCGUGCUGCUCCGCAUCAAGCGGGACGUGAACCAGUUGGACAACGUGUGGGGAGUGGGGGGUGGCCAGAGGCCCGUGAAGCAUCUCAUCAAAGAGAUGAACCUGCUGCUGCGCGAGUACCUGCUGUCCGGGGAGGUGUCGGAGGCAGAGCACUGCCUGCGGGGGCUGGAGGUCCCUCACUUCCAUCAUGAGCUGGUCUAUGAGGCUGUAGUGAUGGUGCUGGAGUCCACGGGCGAGACUCCUGUCGUCAUGAUGGUAAAACUGCUCAAGGUGCUGUGGGAGACGGGCCUGGUGACCCUGGACCAGAUGAACCGGGGCUUUCAGCGAGUCUAUGACGAGCUCGGAGACAUCAGCUUGGAUGUGCCCCUCGCUCACCGGAUCCUGGAGCGGCUGGUGGAUCUCUGCUUCGAGGAGGGAGUCAUCACCAAGCAGCUGAGAGACACCUGCCCAGCCAGGGGCCGGAAGCGAUUUGUGAGCGAGGGUGAUGGGGGGCAGAUCAAGCACUAACUGGCCGUCUCAUCCCCCCCCCCAGCCUGACAGUCGCCUGGAGGUGAUUGAUGUCCCCCAGCUCUGGAGUUCUUCCUUGUCUGUCUCCAACUGGGAACGGCGCCAGGGAACCACCCAGCCCCCAGACGGGGCGGUGCAGAGGCUGUGAUGGAUCUUGGGGGGAGGUGGGGUCCAGGAGCAGGGAGGGGGCUGGUGGGCUGAUCUCCCAGCUGGGGCUGCCCUGGAGCUGGGGGCUGGGCGCAGCUGCAGGACUCUUGCCCCCUCCACCUCCCUGCAGCCCCAGCUGGGAGAUGUCCCUCCCUCGCCUAGUGGGGCUGUGUCUU